AUGAAUGAUAAAAAUAAUGCAGUCAGAAAGGUUUUAGGAGUCAGACACAAAGCAAAUCAAGCACAAGUUCGCUUGAAUAAAGAUCUUGACGAAGCCGUUUCCGAAGGUAUCAAGCUUUCUUUCCCAGAAGCAAAUAACAUUCAAAAAUUUAUUGUUCUUAUUCAGCCAGCAACAGGCCAUUGGAGAGCAGGCAAAUUUGAGUUUGAAUUUACAAUCCCAGAUGACUGGCCAAUUACAAAACCAGAUAUCAAGAUUUUGACUCGAGUAUGGCAUCCAAAUAUUGAUGAAAAUGGUGCAGUAUGCUUGAGUAUUUUGCGUGAUAACUACCUGGCAACAUUAUCAAUUUCCCAAUUCGUUGCAGGUCUUCAAUACUUGUUCAUCGAACCAAAUCCUAACUCUCCACUAAAUACCGAGGCCGCUACAAUGUUUAAGAAUGAACCUGCCAAAUUCCAAGAGACAGUUGACGAUUAUAUUGAAAAAUAUUGUCCAAAAUAA
This is a messenger RNA of Trichomonas vaginalis G3, 495 nucleotides long. Its product is annotated as NEDD8 transferase protein. The record is from RefSeq and is a predicted model, not a curated record. The coding region runs from base 1 to 495 and encodes 164 amino acids. Lineage: Eukaryota; Parabasalia; Trichomonadida; Trichomonadidae. The transcript has a single exon.